This is a messenger RNA of Cynoglossus semilaevis (tongue sole), 2940 nucleotides long. RefSeq names its product WD repeat domain 36 (gene wdr36). NCBI's taxonomy places the organism in Eukaryota, Metazoa, Chordata, Actinopteri, Pleuronectiformes, Cynoglossidae. Gene Ontology annotation, cellular component: small-subunit processome; Pwp2p-containing subcomplex of 90S preribosome. The transcript is spliced from 21 exons. Bases 132 to 2822 code for a protein of 896 amino acids. Gene Ontology annotation, biological process: rRNA processing. Gene Ontology annotation, molecular function: protein binding. The record is from RefSeq and is a predicted model, not a curated record.
GUCGAUGCUUGUUUCCACUCGGACCCGAUAUCUCCUCCCUCGUGAUCUCGGCUGAGCAUCUUCGCCCUGCGUGUUUACUGGGUUCUGUUUCUACGUAUAUUCUCCGGUAAAGUUCACCACCGGUACCGGACAUGCCGGGAGGCGGGAAUCCCGGGGGCAGCGGCGGCAGCGCUCUGUUCUCUGGGUUCCGGGUUCUGGGUCAGUAUUGCAACCACGUGCCGCAUGUUCUACGGUACCAUCAAAAACACAGGGAGUUCUACCUGGUGACGACGGUCGGCAAAUGUCUGCCUUUAUACAACGUUAAAAGAUUGGGGAUCGUUGCUGUCAGUAACAGCCUGCCUGAUGACAUCACCUGUGUGGCCGCAGACAGAAUGUUGUCGUUUGCUGCUGCGGGAAAAGUGGUCAGCGCCUUUGCCCGAAACAAAGAGGUGGUCAUGCGUUUUGAAGGUCACAAACAGGAAGUGCGUCUGCUGCUUCCUCUGGGCGACCACCUGAUCUCUGUCGACAGCGGUGGGGACUUCAUUGUAUGGGACGUCCAGAGCGGCGACGAAUACCUGCGUCUGCAUUUCAACCCCGGUACCUUCGAUGUUUCGGCCAUGAUGCACCCGAGCACGUACAUGAACAAGGUGCUGCUUGGAAGUUCCCAAGGUGCACUGCAGCUGUGGAAUAUCAAGACCAGUAAGCUGCUGUACACCUUCUCUGGUUGGUCAGCAGGGGUCACAGUUCUACAACAGAGUCCUGCGGUUGACGUGGUCGGCAUCGGAACAGCAACGGGACGCAUCAUCAUUCACAACAUCCGAUUGGAUGAGACACUGAUGAGCUUCACUCAGGACUGGGGACCAAUCACUGCGCUGGCUUUUAGAACAGACGGUCCGCCUGUUGUGGCGUCCGGCAGUCCUCAGGGCCACAUUGCAUUCUGGGACCUGGAAAAGCGUCAGCUGCUGACUCAGCAGAGAAACAUGCACCACACAGCCGUCGCGGGGGCAACGUUUGUGAAUUCAGAGCCGCUGUUGAUCACGAAUGGAGCUGACAACGCAAUCAAGGUAUGGAUUUUUGACCAGGAAGGGGGAGGAGCCAGGCUACUUCGUAGUCGUGAAGGUCACAGUGCCCCGCCCACUACUAUUCAUCACCACGGCAGUGAUGGUAAAAACAUCCUCAGUGCAGGUCAGGAUGGAACACUGCAGUCUUUUUCUACAGUCCAUGAGCGCUUCAACAAGAGCCUGGGUCACGGGUCCGUCAAUAAGAAGGCGGAAAAAAACAGGCAGAAGAAGGGUGUUGCUUUUAACGAACUACGUCUUCCUGCAAUUACUUCUUUCUCCUCUGCCCUGGCACGUCAGUCGGACUGGGACGGCAUCGUAGCCUGUCAUCGCGGUUGUAUCGCAGCUACGACGUGGAACUACCAGAGGAGCACCAUGGGAGUUUACCACCUGAUGCCUCCGGCCAGCGCUCACAAGGAUACCGCCGCCACGACCGCCACCAUCACUUCCUGUGGGAACUUUGCUGUGAUUGGCUCGUCGUGUGGACGGGUCGAUGUCUAUAACCUGCAGUCUGGUCUCCAUCGUGGUUGCUAUGGUGAAGAAGGCAAAGCUCACCGCGGCGUGGUGCGAGGAGUCGCCACGGACACUCUCAACCAGCUGACCAUCACUACUGGCUCUGAUUCGCUGCUCAAAUUCUGGCGUUUCAAGACCAAGAAACAGGAGGAGGAGCUGAAAAUGAACAGUACGCCGGCGCUAAUGAUGCUACACAGAGACAGCGGGAUGUUAGCGUUAGCGCUGGAUGACUUCACGCUGCAGGUGGUCGACAUAGAAACCAGACGAGUGGUGAGGAAGUUCGCCGGGCACCACGGCAGCAUCAAUGACAUGACGUUCAGCCCCGACGGCCGAUGGCUGGUGACAGGAGGGAUGGAUUGCACGGUUCGCACCUGGGAUCUGCCCUCGGGAAGCCUGGUGGACUGUUUCCUGGUUUCCAUGGCGCCUGUUAGCGUGUCCUUUUCUCCAACCGGGGACUUCCUGGCAACAUCCCACAUAGACAGUCUGGGCAUUUACCUCUGGACCAAUAAGAGUCUGUGUGGGCCUGUGGGGCUCCGCCCCCUGCCUGCGGACUACCAGCCUGAGACGGAGCUGCUGCCAGGCGUCGUGGUGGAUGAAGUUGAAGAAGAGGUGACGGAUGAGGAAAUGCAGAAUGAGUAUAAGUCAUGUGAUCAGCUGGGGGCGGAGUUAGUGACGCUGUCGCAGCUGCCGGAGUCUCGGUGGAGGAGUCUGCUUCACCUGGAUGAGAUAAAGAAGAAGAAUAAACCGAUAGCGCCCCCUGUGGCUCCGACUGCAGCGCCCUUCUUCCUACCUACAGUUCCUGGUCUUACGCCGCGGUUCAGUCUGCCCACAGAGGGUGAACAGGAAACACAGUCCAAGGUGCUGAACUGGCAGUCCUUGUCCCAGAGGUCAGAGUUCGCUUCUGCCCUGGAGGCGGCGCUGGAGUCUGGGUCGUACGAUCGUCCCUUGCAGCUCCUGAAGGAUUGUGGGCCGUCUGCAAUCUCCAUUGAGCUCAGCAGUUUGUCGUCAGAGGGAGGCGGAGACAACGGGCUGCUGGUCGCCUUCAUCCACAUGAUUGACAGCAUGUUGCUGAGUGGGCGGGACUUUGACCUGGCUCAUGGUUACCUGGCGCUGUUUCUGAAGCUGCACCUUCGCUCCCUGUCAGACGACACCGAGGCCACGGCCGCGCUCCAACGACUGUCCGCCCGCCUGGAGGCCAGCUGGGCGGAGCUACGGGCCUCUUUCGACCAAUCGCUGUGUCUGCUGUCUUACGCCAAGAGUGCUUUGUUGUGACACCUUCAUCCUCACACACAAAUUAUUUUUUCUUUGUUUAAAUAAGUUGACGUUUUUCCGUUUCUUUUUGUUUUGCUGUCAACAAAAAAAAGAUUUAUUAAAACUGCAUUAAACAAUG